Molecule: messenger RNA, 957 nt
Organism: Glycine soja
Lineage: Eukaryota; Viridiplantae; Streptophyta; Magnoliopsida; Fabales; Fabaceae
Exons: 4
Coding region: 1-957 (318 amino acids)
Source: RefSeq, a predicted model, not a curated record
AUGUCUUCAAGAGGGUGUUUUUUGGAGAAAUACUUUCCUAAGGAUGUUAGGAACAAGAACGAGAUGGAGUUCUUGGAGCUCAAGCAGGGAAACAUGACUGUGGCUGAAUAUGCAGCCAAGUUUGAGGAGUUGGUGAGGGUGGCCUACUAUAGGAGUAUAGGUCCAAUGAAGAACAAAAAGAAUGGACCUCAACAUCGGGGAAAACCGUACUCGACCCUUCCUAAGCAAUAUGCUGUCCCAACAAUCAGAAGACUGUUGCUAUGGGGUUUGCGGGUGGUAGUGGUAGCAAACCCAAUAUUUUGCCCACUCAGAUCACUUGUUACAAAUGUGAAAGAUUGUCCAUAUCCCAAGAAGGAGCAAAAUGGUGGGGGCCUGAAUGACCAAAUUGGACAUCCGAAGGCCACAGGAAGAGUCUUUACCCUUAACGGUGCCGAAGCUUUGAAAUCCAUAGAUCUAAUCCAAGGGAAACUUAAGCUGUCUGUGUCUUCUUUAAAUAAUGAUCUGGUGGUAGAGACCCCAACUAGUGGUUCUGUGUUAACUUCUAGUGUGUGUUUGAAUUGUCCUUUGGAAAUUUCUAGUAGAACAUUCUUGAUUGAUCUGAUUUGUUUUCCUUUGAGCCAAAUUGAUGUUAUUCUGGGUAUGGACUGGUUAUCUUCCAACCAUGACUUGUUAAACUGGUUUGAUAAAAUUGUGGUGUUUGAUGAUUCUGGAAUGAGUAAGGACAUGAUGUUUAUCUCUACGAACCAAGUUCUGACAUCUUUAAAAGAAGAUGCUCAAGUGUACAUGAUCUUGUCUAACCUAGAAAUAGAGACAAAGGUUUCCAUAUGUGGCCUCCAUGUUGUCAGAGAGUUUCCUAAAGUGUUCCCUGAGGAUAUAUCUGGUCUACCACCCGAGAGAGAGAUAGAGUUUUCCAUAGACUUAGUUCCCGGUGCUGGACCUAUAUCCAUAGCCCCUUAA